Molecule: messenger RNA, 2079 nt
Organism: Prosopis cineraria
Lineage: Eukaryota; Viridiplantae; Streptophyta; Magnoliopsida; Fabales; Fabaceae
Exons: 2
Coding region: 993-1928 (311 amino acids)
Source: RefSeq, a predicted model, not a curated record
CUUCUCUCCUCCGUCUCUCCCCCGCCAUCUCUAGUCACAGAUCUGACUUUUCUUCUUUCGCUGAGCUCGUGGCCUAGUUUUGUCAUCCUUCCUCGCCAUUUCAGUCACCAUUUUCCGGUGGUAGCUCACGGAUCGAGCUUCUUUUAGGUCUGGGACAGCAUUGUGAAGCUGAUAGAAGUAAAAAUACUUGAGGCUUGAACUGAACUCGGACGGUUAGAGCUUCUUUCCGGUUGAAGGUUGCUUAUGCUUUGUUUUUUUUUUCGGUUGAAGGUUCUUCUGAUCUGUUAACCGUUUCUUCCACUUGCAUUCCAAAACUUGAGAGCUUCUGGACGUUUCUUCCAUUUCAGUCACCAUUUUCCAGUUGCUUAUGCUCUGUUUUUUUUCCGGUUGAAGGUUCUUCUGAUCUGUUUAACCGUUUCUUCUACUUGCAUUCCAAAACUUGAAAGCUUCUGGACGUUGGGAAUCUGAACCUUGAAGAAGAAGGGCAGGUUCAAACUUUUCUCAUACUUAUUGAAUAGGAAUAUUGUGAAUCUGAAUGUAGUUGUGCUCUGUGUGUAUGGGUCAAAGUUUUGUUAUGCUGAAUGAAUAGGAACUGAAAUGGUGGAAAUGCUUGGUUCUGUUUUUAGAUCUUGAAUUAUUUAAGUUCAAAAUUAGUUUUGCUCUUUGUAUAAAUGUGUAAAAUUUUUUAUAAUCAAUGAUUAGUUCCUGGGUUUUGAUUUCUUUUCUUGAGAAUGUGUGUGUGCUAAAAAUUUUUUGUACUCAAUUGCUGAUGAAUUAUUCUGAAUUUAUGUAUAUUUAUGUGUGUAUUUUCAAGUUAUUUUUUUGUUCAAACUAAUGUUAAAUUAUGGGUUUUGGUAUGGUUUCAUAAAUGAAUAUUGGAUGAUUUUACUUAAUUAAUUAUUAGUUGCUUUGUUUCCUGUUAAAUGUGGAUUGACAAAUAGGUCUAAUUUAUGUUAAUUAGUUAUUGAGAAUGUAAUAUUUCAAUAGUAAAUAUGAGUAAGGAGAAGGCAUUGGGGACUACCGAAGAGACCAAACUGUUCCUCAAAUUAGCUCUUCAACAAGUUAAAAAAAAUAAGCGCAAGGGCUCUACCUUAUCAAAGGAAGGUUGGGAAGCGUUAAUGCAACAAUUCAAUGCUUUGAACUCUAGAAGCUAUGAUAAGAAGCAGUUAAAAAAUAAAUGGGAUAAUUUGAGAAAAGAUUGGAAUAUAUGGGACAAAUUGCUGAACAAAGAGACCGGCUUGGGAUGGGAUGGUUUAAAGAAUACUAUUUCAGCACCGGAUGAGUGGUGGAGUCAAAAGAUUAAGGAGAAUCCUGAGUAUAGAAAAUUCAGACAUAGACCACUUCCAUAUGUACAAGAAUUGACACAGUUGUUCCAGCUAGUUGUAGCUCGAGGUACUUACCUGUGGACACCUGUGGCUGAUGACGCACAAGAUGUGUAUAGGCCUCAAUUGGAUUUGACCGAAGGAUUAGGAGACAGUGAUGAUGUGAGAAAUAUUAGUGGAGGAGCUCUCCCGGAAAUUGGGCAGGUCAACUUGAACAAUGCAUACAGUGGUGGUUCUAAUUCGAGGAGUAAGAGAAAGAUUGGUGAAAGUGGUCAAAACAACAAGGGAAAACAUCUUGCAACUGUGAUGGUUGAUUCAAUGAGUCGCUUAGUGUUCACACAAGAGGAUAGGGUUUCAACAUUGAAGUCAAUUCUUAAUUCCAUAGAGGGUGGCACAAAACUAGUUGAUCAAAAUGUGGUGGAUGUUGCAAAGGAACUUUAUGGAAUCGAGGAGAUUGCUUAUGAUGAGUCGCUUCUUGGACAGUGUGCUGUGGCUUUGUUAGAUAAGACUGCAAGGGACAUGUAUAUUGGGCUUAGGGACAACAGAAGAGCAUUAGUGGCCUAUUUGAGGUGCUUGGGAAAAAAAAGCAGAUUAGAUCAAUCUUAGCUUGCCUUCUCAAUGUUUUAAAUUUAGCUAGUGCCGUUUAUGUUGUUAACUUUAUUUUGAAACUGACUAUGUUAUUUGACUCUUGUGUUAUGUGUUUCUUAUGUUAAGUCAUGAACAAUAGUGUAAUGGUUGUUUACUUAUGCUAUGCAGU